This is a messenger RNA of Oncorhynchus masou masou (cherry salmon), 1383 nucleotides long. It is a transcript of the gene nim1kb, whose product is annotated as NIM1 serine/threonine protein kinase. Bases 1 to 1302 code for a protein of 433 amino acids. The transcript is spliced from 3 exons. The record is from RefSeq and is a predicted model, not a curated record. Gene Ontology annotation, molecular function: ATP binding; tau-protein kinase activity; protein serine/threonine kinase activity. Gene Ontology annotation, cellular component: cytoplasm. Lineage: Eukaryota; Metazoa; Chordata; Actinopteri; Salmoniformes; Salmonidae. Gene Ontology annotation, biological process: microtubule cytoskeleton organization; intracellular signal transduction; protein phosphorylation.
AUGCCAGGGGGGCAGUACCAGGUGUCCACCAGGAGGAGGACUCUCCACAGCCGCUAUAGCCUGUCAGUCAGCUCAUUAGGUCGGCAGGAUGAGGAGGAGGAUACCCCGCCACCAUGCCUCAGCCCUCUGGAGAAGCUCACCACCAAAAUGUGUCAGGAUGAGCAGGUCAUCAAGGAGCUGACCGUGGGCCGUAGGAUUGGCUUCUACAAGGUCCGAGGUGAGAUCGGCUCUGGAACCUUCUCCCACGUCAAAAUGGCCUUCCACUCCCUCACCAAAGACAAGGUGGCCAUCAAGGUGCUGGAUAAAAUGCGGCUGGAUGUUCAGGCCCAGAGGCUGCUCUCCAGGGAGAUCUCCAUCAUGGAGGCCCUGCAGCAUGCCAAUGUGGUGCGUCUGUACGAGGUGGUGGAGUCACACAGCCGACUGUACCUGGUGCUGGAGUAUGCCGGGGGAGGGGACCUCCACACACACAUCUGCUCCGAUGGCAAGCUGUCAGAAGCCGAGGCCAAGAUCACCUUUGCACAAAUCCUAUCCGCCAUCAAAUACAUGCACGACAAAAACAUAAUCCACCGGGACCUGAAGGCUGAGAAUGUACUGUACACCUGUAAUGGCUGUGUGAAGGUGGCUGACUUUGGCUUCAGCACCAGGGUCACCAACUGCAGUGACACCCUGGACACCUUUUGUGGAUCUCCCCCUUAUGCUGCGCCUGAACUCUUCAGGGACGAGUGCUAUGUGGGGCCGCCAGUGGACGUAUGGGCCAUGGGCGUCCUGCUCUUCUUCAUGGUGACUGGCACCAUGCCCUUCCGAGCCGAAACCAUGGGCAAGCUGAGGCUCGUUGUUAUAGAGGGGGUCUACACCCUCCCGCCCUGGGUGCCAGGCCCAUGCCAGCGGCUGAUUCGGGGCAUCCUGAAGCCUGUGCCAGUGGAACGCUAUGCAGUGGACCAGAUGCUGGGCUGUGACUGGCUGCUUCCUGUGGAGUACCCGUGGACUGUGGUGCCAACGGUCCCCCUCAACCCUCUGCGCCUGGCGGAUGCAGAGCCUGGGGAGCUGGAUGAUGAGGAGGAGGAGAUCAGGGCCUCCCUGGAGGAGCUGGGUGUCAACAUGGAACACAUACGCAACAAUGAGGGCAAGGACAGCCGCAGCCCCAUCACCGGACUUUACCGCAUCCUCUUACACCGUGCCCAGAAAAGGCGUGGCGCUGAGACUGUGCCUGUGGUCGGAGGGUUGGUCCGGGACCCUAAAAGAGAAGGCCUCCGAGCUUACAGAAGUCUGAUGCACUCCUCCAGGUUAUGUGUCCUUCAGUAAGUGACCAGCCUGGACGUGGGUCCUUGUAAGCCUGCUUUAAUCCAUUGAAAAUUCACUCAGGGUCAUACAGCUACAAAUGUU